Molecule: messenger RNA, 1404 nt
Organism: Heterocephalus glaber (naked mole-rat)
Lineage: Eukaryota; Metazoa; Chordata; Mammalia; Rodentia; Bathyergidae
Source: RefSeq, a predicted model, not a curated record
AUGGCUGUUCCCUACCCACCUCAGAGGAGAAUACAAAACCAUGAAGAAGUUUUGAAGUAUAAUGAGUCUGGUACUCACCAAGAGACCAUUUGUUUCAUUUUAUUUUUACCCUAUCUUCUCUACAGAUUCACCAACAACAUAAAAUUCAAAAACCAAACAUCUGUCUCAGAAUUCCUUCUCCUGGGACUGACAGAUGAUCCAGAACUGCAGCCCCUCAUCUUCAACUUAUUCCUGAUUAUCUACCUGGUCACCAUUCUGGGAAACCUGCUCAUCAUCCUGGCCAUCAGCUCUGACUCCCACCUCCACACCCCCAUGUACUUCUUUCUCUCCAACCUGUCCUUCACUGACAUCUGUAUAAGCACAACCACCAUCCCAAAGAUGUUGGUGAACAUUCAUACACAGGAUCAGAGAAUAAGUUACACAGGCUGCUUCUCUCAACUUUGUUUUGCUUUAAUUUUUGGCUGUUUAGAAAAUUGUCUUCUUGUAGUCAUGGCCUAUGACCGCUAUGCAGCCAUUUGUCAUCCCCUGAGGUAUACAGUCAUCAUGCACCCCUACCUCUGUUUCCUGCUGGUUGUACUCUCCCUGCUCAUGGGCAUUGUGCAUGGUCUACUCCACAGUCUGGUGGCACUCCCACUGUCCUUCUGUACAAACAUGGAAAUUCCACACUUCUUCUGUGAACUUGCUCAGAUCAUCAAGCUGGCCUGUUCUGACACCUUUAUCAAUGCCAUGCUGAUAUAUUCAGCAGGAAACAUAGUUUUUGGUGUUCCUCUCAUUGGAAUUAUUUUCUCUUAUGUUAAAAUUGUCUCCUGUGUUUUGAGAAUGCCAUCAGUGGGGGGAAGGUAUAAAGCUUUUUCCACAUGUGGGUCUCAGCUCUUUGUUGUUUCCUUUUUCUAUGGGACAGGUUUUGGUGUGUAUUUGAGUUCUACAUUUAGUAAGUCUUCCAAUAAGAAUGCAGUGGCUUCUGUGAUGUAUAUUGUGAUCCCUCAAGUUAUGAACCCUUUUAUCUACAGUUUGAGGAACAAGGAAAUGAAGACAGCUCUGAAGAGUCUCAUUACUUGGAAGCCUUUUGUUAUGGAAAGAUACUUGAAAGUCCCUCUUCCUAGGCCUGCAGGCCCCACAGGCCCCGCAGCCCUGCACCUGGCCCUGCUCCUGGCCAGAACCACAGAGUCCAAGUGGCCUCCAGAUGGGCCAGGCCUGGCCAGCCUAGCCACUAGUGCUCAGCGGGUUAAGCCAGCUGGAGCCGAGUCCACACACCCUGCCACUCCACUCCCCACUUGCAGCCUGAGCAGGCUGUUGCCUAGACCGAACCAACUGAGACUAGCAGAGCUGCCAGGAGCUGCAUGGAGGAGGCAGGGCGCAGGAGCAGAUCCACACAGAGCUGCUGCCCCAGCCGUGGGGCGCUGA